GGUGGGGGCACAGGCAGAGAGAUUUAUUUCCACAGCUGACAUUUAAGCUCCCGUCCCACACUCGUUUUUGGAGGUGAGAGGGACUAAGAGAGGAAAGAAGUGAAAGACUCAGAGAAAGAAAGUGGACAAAUUAAACAGACAAUAUGGACACCUUGGCUUUAGAGGCCACGCAGCCCAAAAAGGCUCAGAACGGAGCCGUGGCACUACUACCCGGACCCCCCACCCCUGCCAAACGCAAACCUGCUAAAAAGACUAAGAAAGCUGUGGUCUUUUUCGAGGUGGAGAUUCUGGACGCCAAGACGAAGGACAAGCUCUGCUUCCUGGACAAGGUCGAGCCCAAUGCCACCAUCGGGGAAAUCAAGUCCAUGUUCCACAAGAGUCACCCUCAGUGGUAUCCGGCCCGGCAAUCCAUUCGUUUGGAUCCCAAGGGGAAAUCUUUGAAGGACGAGGACGUGCUGCAGCAUCUGCCUGUGGGAACCACAGCCACCUUCUACUUCAGAGACCUGGGGGCCCAGAUCAGCUGGGUCACGGUGUUUCUGACAGAGUACGCCGGCCCGCUGCUCAUCUAUCUCAUGUUUUACUUCCGAGUCCCGUUUAUUUAUGCACCUAAAUACGACUUCACCACCAGCAAACACUGGGUCGUACAUUUGGCGUGCAUGUGUCACUCCUUCCACUACGUGAAGAGACUCCUGGAAACACUGUUUGUCCAUCGCUUCUCGCACGGGACUAUGCCUCUCCGCAACAUCUUCAAGAACUGCACGUAUUACUGGGGAUUUGCAGCUUGGAUGGCUUAUUACAUCAACCACCCGCUCUACACACCACCCACCUACGGCGAGCAGCAGAUCAGACUGGCCCUGACCGUCUUCCUGUUCUGUCAGAUCGGAAACUUCUCCAUCCACAUUGCUCUGAGAAAUCUCCGACCGCCCGGAUCUAAGACCAGGAAGAUCCCAUACCCGACGAAAAACCCCUUUACUUGGAUCUUCCUGCUGGUCUCCUGCCCCAACUACACGUAUGAGCUGGGCUCGUGGCUGGGCUUCACUCUGAUGACCCAGUGUCUGCCCGUGGCCUUCUUCACGCUGGUGGGCUUCAUUCAGAUGACGGUGUGGGCGAAAGGAAAGCACCGCAGCUAUCUGAAGGAGUUUCGCGACUACCCCACGCUCCGCUCGCCCAUCCUGCCCUUCAUCCUGUAGGACAGAGUCACGCAGUGUUCCCCUCGUCUUUUUAACCUUUUCCUCUUCUCUCGUCCUCCCCUUCUCAUCUCUUUUAUACUGUGUCCAUGUCCCGCCUGCAUUCGUUUCACAUGCGUGUUUCCUGCGUUUGAUCAUCUCCUGGAGGAUCUCCUGACUCUGGAGAAUAAAGUCAGCUCAGAUCCAGAACCUGCAGAAGCUUGGCUCUAAUGGCUCCACAUCGCCCUCUGUGGGCUGGAUGAUGUCCUUCAUCUGGAGAAACCUCGAGAGCACGUCCGGAUCACAAUCCAGUCACUCAAAAGAAAUAAGAACUUUUGCACACAGAAAACAGAGCACAUUUUAGGACCAUGAUUAAACACCCUUUCAUGUGUCUGGACAAUGCCAAUUUCCCCCCGUAACAUUAAUGAAGGGAAAUUGAAAUGUCAAUACCAAUCCUUUAACAGUCUUUAAUAGUCAUCUACUUACAGCAAAAUCAUUUCCCCCAGACAUGGACGUUUCUUCAUUAGAUCCUCAUGUAACAUCUUAAAGAGGUAGUUCACCUAAAAUUUAAAGUCAUUUACUCACCU
This is a messenger RNA of Carassius carassius (crucian carp), 1753 nucleotides long. Its product is annotated as very-long-chain enoyl-CoA reductase. Lineage: Eukaryota; Metazoa; Chordata; Actinopteri; Cypriniformes; Cyprinidae. The coding region runs from base 144 to 1190 and encodes 348 amino acids. The record is from RefSeq and is a predicted model, not a curated record. Gene Ontology annotation, molecular function: oxidoreductase activity, acting on the CH-CH group of donors. The transcript is spliced from 11 exons. Gene Ontology annotation, biological process: very long-chain fatty acid biosynthetic process.